GAAGCAGGGAGACAGUCGGAAGAUUGUUCAGUCUCUGCUGAUGCUGCCUCUACCCAAGCCCAUCACCAUUUGUUCCAUCAAGCAUCGAUGUACAAUCUCAAAUAGUAGAGUCAUGAACAAUAAUGGCAUUUUCUACAGCUUCCCAGACUCUCCAGGAAGAUCCAUUCAUGUAAACCAGCAAUGAACUCACUGCCUUUUUUUGUAAAUGCCUUUCCUUUUAAACCCAUCAAUGAAGCAUCCGACGCCGUGUGCUUGCCUUCCCCCCCACAUGUCUCAAUGUAGUGCGAGAGGGGGUUAAAUAAAUAUCAUUUGCAGGCAGCUGCUGUGCAAUCGCACUUGUCUUUUCCUUUUUAAACAAAAGAGAGGGAAGAAAGUGUUUCGAAAUGAAUUUUUGUCCCCUUUCUCGUUUUCUGCUGUUGCUUUGCUCUUUGACUGAAUGGUUGUAUUGCAACGGAGAGCCGUCAGGGAUCAAGGUCCCUCUGAAAAAUGAUAUCGGGAUCCCCAGCAGGUUGCCCAGAGCUGCCGAUGAGACUGGUCGGAGACAAAGUAUAAAUUUUAUGGAUAUGGUUGAUAAUCUGAGAGGGAAAUCUGGACAGGGAUAUUAUGUGGAGAUGACCAUAGGAACACCCCCUCAGAAGCUGAACAUUCUUGUGGACACCGGUAGCAGUAACUUUGCUGUUGGUGCUGCAGCCCAUCCAUUCCUGAAGAGAUACUAUCGCCGUAAUCUCUCCAAUACUUACCGAGACCUGAGGAAGAGUGUCUAUGUGCCGUACACCCAGGGGAAGUGGGAAGGGGAGCUCGGGACAGAUAUCGUCUGUGUUCCACACGGCCCGAACGUCUCAGUCAGAGCAAACAUUGCUGCCAUCACAGAGUCAGACAAAUUCUUCAUCAAUGGCUCCAACUGGGAGGGGAUUCUGGGACUGGCAUAUGCUGAAAUUGCCAGGCCCGACGAAACUCUGGAGCCGUUCUUUGACUCGCUGGUGAAGCAGACUCAGGUGCCCAACAUCUUCUCACUGCAGCUUUGCGGAACAGGCUUCUCUUUGAAUGACUCAGAAUCUGCAUCGUCUGUGGGAGGGAGCAUGAUAAUUGGUGGCAUUGACUCUUCCCUUUACCUGGGCAACAUCUGGUUUACACCAAUCAGGAAGGAGUGGUAUUACGAGGUCAUUAUAGUGAAGAUUGAGAUCAACGGACAGGACCUGAACCUGGACUGUAAGGAGUAUAACUACGACAAGAGCAUCGUGGACAGUGGGACUACGAACCUUCGGCUGCCCAAGAAGGUGUUCCAAGCUGCAGUGAAAUCUAUCAAAGCUGCGUCUUCUACAGAGAAAUUCCCGGAUGGUUUUUGGUUGGGUGAGCAGCUGGUUUGCUGGCAGAUUGGCACCACGCCCUGGCACAUCUUCCCAACAAUAUCACUCUACCUCAUGGGGGAGGCCACUAAUCAAUCUUUCCAAAUCACGAUCCUACCACAACAAUAUCUGCGUCCAGUGGAGGAUGUGGCCACUUCUCAGGAUGACUGCUAUAAGUUUGCCAUCUCCCAGUCUACCACAGGAACCGUGAUGGGCGCCGUCAUCAUGGAGGGGUUUUAUGUUGUCUUUGACCGUGCUCGCAAACGCAUUGGAUUUGCAGUUAGCACUUGUCACGUGCACGAUGAGUUUCGGUCAGCCAUGGUGGAGGGUCCCUUCUUUAGCACAAACAUGGAGGACUGUGGCUACAACAUUCCCCAGACGGAUGAGUCUACACUGAUGACAAUUGCCUACGUGAUGGCAGCCAUCUGCGCUCUCUUCAUGCUGCCUCUGUGCCUCAUGGUCUUUCAGUGGCGCUGUUUCCGUUGCCUUCGACGUGAUCACGAUGACUUUGCAGACGACAUAUCGCUGCUGAAGUGAAUGAAGAGAAACUAUUCAAAAUGGAAGAAUACUCUCCCCCUCCUUUUUAAACUAAGAAGCAGCUAACAGUGAUGGAUAGAACAGCAGGUGUUCAAGAACCGAGAGCGAGAGUGAUGGCUGGUUUGAGGUUCACAACUAUUGUAGUGUAGACAAAGUUACUUCCUCCCCAUCCCCCAGUGUACAGGCCCUUCCAUAUUGUAUUAUCUUUUGGUCAGAUCAUUUCCUUGAACUGUGACGGAAUAUCCACUGGGCAGACUAACAGCCUAGAGAUAGUGAUGUUCGAGAAUUGAGUAACUCAACAAGGUACACAAACUCCUCCCCGUAAGAGAUGUCAACUUACUGAAAGAAGUCCAUCGAGUAUUUCCAAAAGGAAACUGUAAAUAUUAGCCACAGAGAAAUAUUUUUUAUUUGACAGAUUCAUCACCUUGGAUCAUAAUCACCCUAAUUGGUAUCUUCUACUGGACCAAUGGGAAAUAUGUGAGCUGUGGAAAUGGUUGUUCAUGAUGUCUGCUUGAUUUUUAUUGAUCUCUAGCCUGUGCAGCCCAAAAAUGGCCAUUCACUCCUAUAAAUUGAGUGCAAUACAGUUUUACACUACCAGCGCAUCAACACUACCUUACAGAUAUCAUUUAUAAUGUGUAGUGUUUACAUUUAUGUGUAAAUGUCCAGAAAUAUAUGCAUUACAGUGAGUUGCAUUACAUUUAUUGGGCAACAUUGAACUAUAGUGACAUUGCAAUGACUAAACAAUACAUUUUUGUUUUCUUUCCCUCCUGAAGAUCAUGAAUUCGUUUGCAAUUACUUUUUAAUGGGUACUGGCCACACUCAGUACUUGUCUUAAAUGGUAAUUUAUCAAAUGCAACCCAAAUAAUAUACAUCAGUGGGUCCAUGGAUCUCCAUGUAGAUGAUGCAGCCAUUUACACAUGAGGCACUUUUCCACAGAGGGCAUGGAUAAUGAUCAAUAUUGGGAGCUGAGACCAUUGUAGCCAAGUAUACUGUUAUCCACUGCUAUUCAGAAUGAAAUCAGGUCGCUCAGCACACAGACUGGAGACUGAACUUGGGAAUUCCUGGCUUGUAUGUUUGUACGUGUGUCAUUUAUUCAAUAGCUUGAUCAAAAUGCCACUGAGAGGAAUCUCAGCCAAUGUUACAUGACAACUACAACCCAAUUGCCUUAUAGAGCUGUUCCUGAGAUAGCCCCGCUGUGGUCACACUUGUGAAUUUGAUGGUGAUUUAAUAGCAGCACUUCAACUUAGAACCGGACAACCAAAACAAACCUUUGUCUGUACGAGGCUCAAAGGGGCAACGAGCCAAUUCCUGCACUUUGUUCCUUUGUCCCGAUCUCUAAAACUAGUAAUAUUUUCCCUUUUACGUGACUGACAUAUCCUGUCACCAGGCUAUUGGUUAAUCUUUAGUACAUGAAAGUAAAUUUGCCAUAGUCCCAGAGGUCAAUAUGGCUGCUGUCUCACCAGAGAGAGACAUUAAUUCACUAACACCUAACCUGAUUAGGCAACACUCGCCUGUCAGUUUGUCAAAUCCUUUCAUCAUACAUAACCAUAUCAAACAGCUGGUGGGUGACAGAAUUAAAGAGGGCCACACUUUUUGUCCAAGUCUCACCUAUUCAAAACUGUGAUAGAUUCAAAUUUUAAUAGUAUCUCUAUCAUGCUUCUGCAAAGUUGCCCCACUGUUCACAUGGUUUCCCCCAGGUAUUCAUAUCUGGAUAUUUCAGCAUAAAUGUUCAUGAAUGUUAUAUGCAGUUAUUGACAAAAGACAUUCAAAGCAAGCAACUGAGGUAAUUCUUGGGUAAAGCUAGUUGAGACAUUAAGACUGUGAUAUUAUAAUGCCAGGUGGUCUACAAUAAGGUAUUUUGUGAAUCACAACCUGAAGGAAACUAGAUAGUAGUUGUUACUCUUCUGGGGUGUGGUCAAGGGACACAAGGUAGAUGCAGGAAGGAUCCCUGCCCUGUCUGAGGGGUUUACAACUCAGAGACUCGGUCUCAGAAUUUGGGCAAAACAUGUCGAAAUUAGAAAGAGGGAGAAUUUCUUCACCCAUAGGUAGUGGUGCUGAAAUCUUAGGAAUUCCCACCCCCAGAGGGCUGUGGAGAUUCAGCUGUUGAGUAUGUUUCUUACUGAAUUUCAUAGGUUUCAACUUUUGAAAAACAUCUAGCCAAACGCUAGUGGGAAAAAAUGGUGCUGAUGAUCAGCCACAAUCUUAUUGAUUCACAGUAGGAACUCAAAAGGCUGAAUGGUCUAUUCUUCCUCCUAUUUCUUAAUUUAGUCACUUGGUAGGAUAGAACUUGUGUAUUGCUAAAAACAAAAGACAUGGUGUUGAUCCCUCGUCAAGAUAAUUCACAAGAAAUGCCACCUGAAAGGGAAAAGUACAUUUAUAUUGUCUGAAAGGAGAGUGUUGAUUGGUUAGCAAGUGGACUCUGAUUGGUACCAGUGUUGCCACAAAGAAUGCAUCAGUUUGUGAUGAUUGACUAUUAACUGUCAAGGUUUGUUUAAAUUUGAUUCAGGCAAAUUGAGUGCAAUUGGUCAAGGCAUUGCCCUGACAAUUGAACCAGAAAAUGGCUGUCACUUACUUUGUUGAGAUGAAAAAAGAGAAGUUUGUGCACAAGAUUUUUUUUUGGCUGCAAAGACCAGAACUUUCAGUACACAGAGGUAAAUUAAUUUAUAAUUAUCAGUCAAACUCACAAUGUGGGCACUGGAGCAUACUGGAAGCUCUGUAGUGUGCUCACAGAAAGAAUUUGUACAUACACACUGCCUGGUUAAAUUUAACAAAAAAAUUUAACAGCCAUUCUCUUGUUCAUUUCCCAGGGCAAUAUCCUGACCAAUCAGAAUCAAGAGUGUGUUGCUGGGAAAGCACAGCAUGUCAAGCAGCAUCUGAGGAGCAGCAGAAUUGGCGUUUUGGGCAUAAAUCCUUCAUCAGGAAUGUCCGAAACGUCGAUUCUGUCUUUUGAAAUUCUGGUCUUUGCAGACAAAAAAAAAUCUUGUGCACAAACUUCUCCCUUUUCAACUCAACGAAGUAAGUGACAGCCAUUUUCUUGUUCAAUUGUCAGGGCAAUGCCUUGACCAAUCACGGUCAAUCUGCCUGAAUCAAAUUUAAAUAAACCUUGACAGUUAAUAGCCAAUCAUCACAAUCAGGGCUUAUGCCCGAAACAUAAAUUCUCCUGCUCCACAGAUGCUGCCUGGCCCGCUGCGCUUUCCCAGCAACACACUCUCGACACUGAUCUCCAGCAUCUGCAGUCCUCACUGUCUCCCAAUCAGAGUCAACCUGCCUGGUUUAAAAUUUAAACAAAGCCUGAUAGUUAACUGUUGUAAUUGUUGAUAGUCCAUUCUCUGGCAAUACCUGUACCAAUCAGGGUCCACUUGUCAAUUCAUGAAUUAUCCUCUCAUACAAUAUAAGUGUUGUUUUUCCUUUUAGUUGUUAUACUUGGAUGAGUGCAAGAUAGAAAAAAAUUGAUAAAAUAUGUAUUUUUUUCAGCAAUUUGUUAUUUCCUUAUGUUCUUAUGCUACUGGCAUAAACCUGGCUGAGGGCAGCACAGACAGUCUGAGCAGUAUCAUGUUAGGGGGAGGGAAGGAAAUAGUGAAAGGAGAUAAAUCUGACUGAGAGAAAAGCCAGAAUUCGAGAAGUGAAGGACAGUGAGAAAGGGUGGGGAAACUAUGGGGUUGGUAAAGGGAGAAAUUGAUUCAGCUUCCAGCAAGAGUCAGAGAACGUUUGAGGUACAGUCACUUUGGCAGCAAAACAAAGAGACUGUGAGAGGAUGUACCCGGACGCAGCUUUGAUGGAAAGGAAUCAAAGUCACAAUGGGAGAGGGAGACAUAAAGAGAGUAAUUGAAUGGUGACAAAGCAGGGACAGAGGAAGAAAAUAACAGGAUCACAUUAGGAGGGACUGGGUGCUGGACGCAGUAACAUUGCUCCGCGAGACGUUUGGGAAAAGCAAAUCAAUUCCUUUUAGGCAGACAACAUACAACUGUCACUGACAACAUUUCUGGCAGUUAGCCGAAGAAAUUAGCUUUUUUUCUGAGGGGAGGCAAUGGCCUAGUGGUAUUUUUUUUAAGAUUAGAUCCCUUCCAGGAUGGAAACAGGCCCUUCGGCCCAACAAGCCCACACCGAUUCUCUGAAGAGUAACCCACCCAGACCCAUUUCCCUCUGGUUAAUGCACUUAACACUAUGGGCAAUUUAACAUGGCCAAUUCACCUGACCUGCACAUCUUUAGACUGUGGGAGGAAACCGGAGCACCCGGAGGAAACCCACGCAGAUAUGGGGAGAAUGUGCAAACUCCACACAGACAGUCACCCGAGGCUGGAAUCGAACCUGGGACCCUAAUGCUGUGAGGUAGCAGUGCUAACCACUGAACAAUCGUGCCACCCCAAUUAUCAUUGGACUAUUAAUCCAGAAACCCAGGGAGUGUUCUGGGGACCUGGGUUUGAAUCCCCCACAGCUGGUUGUGGACUUUGAAUUCAAUAAAUAUCUCAAACUGAGAGUCUAAUGAUGAUCAUGAGUCGAUUGUUGGGAA
Molecule: messenger RNA, 6393 nt
Organism: Hemiscyllium ocellatum (epaulette shark)
Lineage: Eukaryota; Metazoa; Chordata; Chondrichthyes; Orectolobiformes; Hemiscylliidae
Gene: bace1
Product: beta-secretase 1
Exons: 9
Coding region: 384-1883 (499 amino acids)
Biological process (GO): amyloid-beta metabolic process; membrane protein ectodomain proteolysis
Cellular component (GO): endosome; membrane; trans-Golgi network
Molecular function (GO): aspartic-type endopeptidase activity
Source: RefSeq, a predicted model, not a curated record